AUGGUGAGAUCUGUAAAAUGGCAUGAUAAAUAUCCGUUGUUCAGGAAAAGGAUAAAGCUUUUUAUUAACACCUAUGGUUUCAUUCCUGAAAAAGAUCAUCUUGGAUCUUCGAUUUUGGUUACUGAAAGUGGAGAGAAAUAUCUUUGGGCUAACUGCCAAACCUCGAGAGAAAAUACAAGAAAAAAUCGAUGUUUUACUAAGAUAAGUCAAUGGCCUGAUGAGAUUGAUUGGACCAAUACACGCAUUGUACAAUCUUCAGUUAACAAUGACGAUAUUCUCGUUUUUACUGAUAAUGCAAAGUUAUAUCACUUUCACUUAAGGUGCCAUGAGUUGCAUAUUGAACUCAGCACGAGGAAAAUCGUUACUCAACUAGAAUACGAAGAAGCAAGAGUCUGUGCUUGCGGCAACUCUUUUUUUAUAUUUAUUACUAAUGAAGAGGAAAUAUACGAGUGUACUAAUACCAACCUUAAUGGAAGGUUGGCACAUUUAUCUAAUCUACUUUCAGAUAAACUAAUAGUUAAGAUAGCAGCAGGAUUUCUUCAUACCCUUGUACUCACUGAUAAAGGAAAGGUUUAUGGCUGGGGUACAAACACGCAUGGACAACUGAAUUUUAAUGAAAACGAAGUAGAACAGUUAAUCUCUCCCUGCAAAAUACUUAUACCUAAUGUGAGAAAAGUAUCAGAUAUCGCCGCCAUGAAAUUUAUAAGCGCUUUCAAAUCUAGUUACGAUGGACUUGUCUACAUACAGGGUUGUUUACAUGGAAAAAGAAUUAGGCAUUUGGCUGUCUGUGAAUAUACAAAUAUAUUUGACAGAUACAACUCAUCGUUCCAUUCGCUAAAAGAGGAUCGUAUAUAUACAGAGGAAGAGGACGAUUUAUUGGAUGAUUUAAAACAAGCGUUCAAUGAUUCUUGCACGAGCGAUCUUACAAUACAAGUCAAGGGGCAACCAAUUUACGUCCAUAAAAGCAUUCUGAAAAUGCGUUCUUUAUAUUUUAAAAACAUGUUCGAGUUUAAUGAAUCGGAAAACAGAAAAAGGGUUAUCAAAUAUGAUGAUCACUCAUAUCAAGCGUAUAAAGAUUUUUUUAAAUUUUUAUACACAGGCUGGGUCUUCUUUGAUAAUUUAAGCGAUAUGAUAGAGCUCUUGAUAUUAGCUGAUAAAUACUGCGAGUCAAAUCUUGAAAAAAAAUGUAUUGAUCAAUUAAGAAUGAAUAUGAAUCCAUUAACCGUAUCCUUCAUCAAGCAAAUAGCGGAGAAGUAUAACAAAAUGGAAUUGAAUGAAUACUGUCUUAUCUAUCAAUUAAGAAUGGCAUACGAUCCUAUGGAGAUAUUCUCUUAA
This is a messenger RNA of Trachymyrmex septentrionalis, 1335 nucleotides long. RefSeq names its product RCC1 and BTB domain-containing protein 1-like. Bases 1 to 1335 code for a protein of 444 amino acids. The transcript has 10 exons. NCBI's taxonomy places the organism in Eukaryota, Metazoa, Arthropoda, Insecta, Hymenoptera, Formicidae. Gene Ontology annotation, molecular function: protein binding. The record is from RefSeq and is a predicted model, not a curated record.